Pseudogymnoascus verrucosus is the source of this 2806-nucleotide messenger RNA. RefSeq lists its product as uncharacterized. Gene Ontology annotation, cellular component: Swr1 complex. Bases 441 to 2351 code for a protein of 636 amino acids. The transcript has 3 exons. Gene Ontology annotation, molecular function: ATP-dependent H2AZ histone chaperone activity. Gene Ontology annotation, biological process: chromatin remodeling. NCBI's taxonomy places the organism in Eukaryota, Fungi, Ascomycota, Leotiomycetes, Thelebolales, Thelebolaceae. The record is from RefSeq and is a predicted model, not a curated record.
CAAAGUACUCGACUGCGCUAUGGUCCACACCCCAAAUUCCUCGCCUAAACCUCCAAUUUCGGUUUGUAAACAGAUUGGAGCAAGACUUUUUCUACAACCUCCCCCCUCUCAAACCCUCGAAUACCUGUCCUCUAUGACUUCGAUAAAUCAAUUGCUCGAGGCUUAGAACUGCGAGCUGUACAGGGCCAUAUUUUAUUUACAUAGAUUCUCUUGCCUUGUGCUCCUUUUGCAGCGUUUAUUUGAUUCGAGCGGUUAGCCUUUCGACAUGCAGUUGUAACGAUUUUUCACGACGUAUAUAACGACUUUGAGAUACCCCGCGCAGCGCAAAAAAGAAACUUGGUUAUUGACGAAGAUUCUCCCCACGGUCUGGUCCUACCCGAAGUCCUCGCUGCUGGACACAGUCCUCUGUUCCUUCUGGAACACACCACGUACGACAGGCGAUGAACCCACCGCCUCCUCCCCCCCAUGGGGAGGCCCCCAAAUCAUCGGGGCUUCCUCCGGGGAAAUACGACAUCUUUAUCAUUCCACCGCACUCCUCAGGCUCGGGCUUCCUGUACCUGCCGUCGCUAAAACCCAACGUCAACAGCUUCGCCGCGGGCUUUGCUUCAGCUCUCAUACUCGUCGCAGUAGUAUCGGCGUUGAUGCCAACACUUCAAUUAUGGUGGUACAGCGUCAAGAACACAGGCGGGAACGGGAUGUUCAUGGUGUCGAUCGGACUGGCUAUAGGGGCAUGGGCAUUGGGUCGCAUGCAAUCUGAUGGAAGGACUGGGGGAAAUGGAGGAAACAACGGCGGUGGUGGUGGAGGUGGUGGAGGGGGGGGCGGUGGCGGCGGCGGCGGCGGCGAUGCACCCCCUGGAGGUCCUCCACCCCACCAAGGUCACCAGAAUAGUCACCAGAAUGGCUACGCACAAGGAGGACCUCCUCCGCAACCUAGCGGCCAUGCGCCACCGCCAAAUCCUGGGCCUCAGCCGGGCUACAACCCAGGACCACAACAUAACCAACCACCACCGAAGUCAAGCUGGCAGCGAUCGAAUGCGCCACCCGGCGGUACGAAUGCGAAUACUGGUGGCUAUGCGAACACAGGACCGAACACAGGGGGCUAUACAAACACAGGACCGAAUACAGGGGGCUAUCCAAAAACUGGACCGAGUACAGGAGGAUAUCAAAAUCCAAACUCAGGGGCGAACACAAAUUCUAAUGCGAAUUCAAAUGCAAACGCAAAUGCAAAUGCAAAUGCAAAAUCCGGGUGGGAAAAGGCGCGCGAGGAAACUCGCAAGCGAGAAGAGGAGCGCAAGGUCGCCGAGGCCCUGCGCCAGAAGAAAGAGGAGGAUGAGAAGCGGUUGAAGGAGGCGCGGGAGAAGGAGGCCCGAGAGAGGGAAGCAAGGGAACGUAUCGCGAGGGAGGCUCGGGCACAGCGGGAAGCUAGGGAGAAGAGGGAGAAGGACGAGAAAGCAAAGAAGGCAGAGGCUGAGAUGGUUGCUCAGAGAGCUGCCGAGAGGGUUGUUGCUGAGCGAUUAGCUGCUGAGCGGGUUGCUGCUGAGAAGGCUGCUGCUGAGAAGGCUGCUGCUGAGAAGGCUGCUGCUGAGAAAUUGGCUGCUGAGAAGGCAAAGCCGAGGGGGAGCACAUAUGCAUACUCUGCUGUAGGUGAGAAAACCAACCCCUGGCCAAGAGGACAACCUCCUUCCCCAGCGUCUGCAUCUCCACGACCAACCCCACCACAAGCAUCUCCGACCAAGCGUCCACCGGUCGCAACAGCGCGCACAUAUCUAGGCACCGAGAACGACUACUCCUACCGCCCCUACGACAAGCCCGCACACAAAAAAGCCACAUCCUCCGUCUACUCGGCCUCCUCCUACGCCGCCUCCCAGUCCACCGCGCGCACAACACCCCCGCCCUCAAUGCGUGGCGCAUACUCCACCAAAGACCCCGAUAAAAUCGUCCUUAAGGCCGUCUACGCCUUCAACAACGCCUUCAUGAAAACCCCCACCUCCAUGCUCGUCUCGGGCACCGGCUCCGUAACCGACGGUCUAAUCCUGCGCAUCACCACCGAGGGUCUCUUCAUUGAUGAUGACGUCCGCGGCGUCCCCCAGCGUGAGUGGGACGUCAAGGCCUGGACUAUGAAACUCGUAGAGACUGGACAGUUUAAGGGGGGGAGGUUGCAUGUGUUGAGGGCGAGUAUUAGGGAUCAGGAGGGGAGGAAGUAUGUUUUUGUUAUUGGGGAGGAGGAGAGCUGGAAGGUGGCGGUGGGGUUGCAGAGGUUGAGGAAGGGGACGCAGGUUAGGCAGCUCGGGGUGAGUGGGAUGAGUGCGGGGGAUGCGAAGGUGACGCUGGAUAAUUUGGGAUGGGGGUGAGGAGGCGAGGAGGAUAGGGGGGGUGUGGGGAGUUUUGUAGAUAGGUGGACGACUUGUGGAAGUACAGUACGCAGAGCGGUUACGCUAUCUUUGGCAUAUUGAUACAUCAGCGUGGUGGGGUUGGGUUCAUAGCGAGGGAGUUUUGGGGGUCAAAGUUUGAUGUUUCAGUGCUGGUAAAGCUUGUUGGUUGGUGUAUACGGAGGGUUGCCAUAAGUAAAUGUGAGAAAAAUACAGAUUGGACAAAGAUUGCAAUGGUGGAAUCUUGACAUAGGAGCAUGAUUUGAGACCUGUAAAUCUAUAAGAAUAACGGUGUUCUUUGUGUCAAGGUAUCAUAUGGGCACAUCAGAGUCUGGGGCUAAAAGAUUGAAUGGAUCCGGGAAGGAGUUAUGAGAGGGACGGGGCGUUAGCAGGAAGGAGCUAUGGAUGCAUGCAUUGGUGCUUGGUGGUGGCAGGAG